UUCCUUCCUUCUCUCUCUCUCUCUCUCUCUCUCUCUCUCUCUCUCUCUCUCUCUCUCUCUCUCUCUCUGUAGUACUGGCAAACAUACAUUUCUGUUGCUACUCUUGGAGAACAGAGGAUAUCAAGACGAGACGGCUGUCAUCACUGCCUCAGAUGUACCAACAGAUAGCAGAGGGACGCCCUGAAAAAGUCGCAGUGCCCCGCCAGGUCACCAGCAACGUGUGAGAUUGUUGGAAGGCUUUAUUCUCCUUGUUUGCAGGUACACAUAAGGCCUUCAAUCUCUGUUGCUGGAUGACUGAGUGGAAUUUAAAAUAAGAGAUGACAUCCUCUUUCGAUGCUUUCUCAGAAAAGAGAUCAAGCUGUCUCACCUAUCUGCAAACAGCUCUUCUGUCUGUACGGAGGAGGAGGACAAACAGGGUGAGAAGACAACAAGCAAAAGACAAACCAGAGCCAUGAAGAACCGACUGGGUUGUUUAUCAAAUAAAUCAGAUUCAUACAGUGAUUUCACUGCCUUUCUUCCUUCUGUACCAGAAAAGUCAACCAGAUGCAUAAAGUUAUCAACAGAAGAAGCCAUACGAUGGACAGAAUCAUUUGACAUUCUUCUUUCCCAUAAAUAUGGUUUGGCUGCAUUUAGAGCAUUCCUCCAUACAGAAUUCAGUGAGGAGAACAUUGAGUUCUGGAUGGCCUGUGAGGACUAUAAGAAGACCAAGUCCACAGCGAAACUGGGCUUGAAGGCUAAGAAGAUCUAUGAGGAGUUUAUUGAUGUUCAAGCUGCUAGAGAGGUGAACAUUGACUUUCAGACACGAGAGAUGACAAGGAGAAACCUUCAGGAACCCACCCCCUCAUGCUUUGAUGAUGCCCAAGGAAGAGUGCACAGCCUUAUGGAAAAAGACUCAUACCCCAGGUUCCUGAGAUCUAAAAUCUACAUGGACUUAUUGAACCAGACUCAAACCCACUCCCAGAGGAGGUUUAGUUAGAGAGACCAGCAUUAUCUCUACUGCAUCCAUGCACCUCUUAAUUGAAUAUUUGUAAAUAGUAUUAAAUAACCCAAGGGGUUUAUAAGGUUGAAAAUGGGAUGAGACCAUCAGGUGCUUUCCUGUGCUGGUUUUACACAAUGUAAAUGUACAGCUCCAUGGACUUGUAAUUAUGGUCCCUGACUUAUUGUGACCCUACUUCAGACAAAUGGGUUUGAAGUUUAAAAAAUGUGAAGGUACUGGACUAAAAUCCCUGUAUAAACCCUGUGGUAUACCUCAUAUAUUUGACUGAGUUUCUUUUGCUUCUUCACCACCCCUGCACUUCUGUACCGCUGGGGGUUGUGUCUCAAUCUCUACUCCUUGCAGACUCAAUUCAAACUCAAGUCUUAGGGUUGCUGGGGGAGGGGGGAGGGGGGGGGGGGUCUAGUUCAUAUCAUACCUUCUGCUUUCCACAUUCAUCGAGACACCUAAUGAACAUAUCCAAACAUUGAGAAAGCAGGUUACAUCAUAGAGAUACAUUGUACCAUGGAAGGGGAGAUGCAGCUUGACAAAAAAAACAAAAAAAAACAA
Acipenser ruthenus (sterlet) is the source of this 1543-nucleotide messenger RNA. Its product is annotated as regulator of G-protein signaling 8-like. NCBI's taxonomy places the organism in Eukaryota, Metazoa, Chordata, Actinopteri, Acipenseriformes, Acipenseridae. The coding region runs from base 452 to 976 and encodes 174 amino acids. The record is from RefSeq and is a predicted model, not a curated record. The transcript has 7 exons.